UCCAGUACCUGCUCUUCACCUGGCUCGGUCCGAACUUCUGGGAGCCCUGCAGGGUCGAAGGGGAGACAGGUUCAGAGAGGAGCAGGCAGUUGUCGGCAGCCACACAGCACGUCCUCAGACUGACCCUUCUGACCUCUGUCCCGACCCCUCCGUCCCUGUUCAGUCUCACCAUGGCUUUCCGGACACAGCUGAUGUUGCUGCUUUGGAAGAAUUUCAUGUAUCGCAAGAGACAGCCGAUACAGCUCCUGGUCGAGUUGCUGUGGCCCCUCUUCCUCUUCUUCAUCCUGGUGGCUGUCCGCCACUCCCACCCCCCACUGGAGCACCACGAAUGCCACUUCCCCAACAAGCCACUGCCGUCCGCGGGCACUGUGCCCUGGCUCCAGGGCCUCAUCUGCAAUGUGAACAACUCCUGCUUCCCGCAGCCAACGCCUGGUGAAAAUCCCAGGCUCCUGAGCAACUUCAAUGACUCCCUGGUCUCUCGGCUCCUGGCCGAUGCCCGCACUGUACUGGGGGGUCCCAGUGCCCAGAGGACACUGACUGGCCUGGGAGAGCUGAUGCCCCUGCUGAGGGCCAUGAGCAGCAAAGCCUGGCCUCCACAGACUGACUGGCAGCAGGAGCGUCCUUCACUGGCCGCUGAGCUUCUGGGGAUGCUGCUGCCAGGGGAAUCCCUGGGGGGCGCCCUGGGUCAUGCCCAGGAGUCCAUGGACAGCUUUGUGGAAGCAGUCAAAGACCUGGCCCAGGAGCUCCUGGUGCUGCCCAGCCUGGUGGAGCUUCGGAGUCUGCUGCAGAGACCCCGGGGGACAGGUGGCCCCCUGGAGCUGGUGUCAGAAGCCCUCUGCAGUGCUAAGGGGCCUAGCAGCCCAGGGGGCCUCUCCCUCAACUGGUACGAGGCUGGCGACCUGAGGGAGCUGGUGGGGCAGGGCCCAGCACCAAACCUGCCAGACAAAGGCCUGAGCCCUGCCUGCUCUGAGCUGAUGGGGGCUCUGGGAGACCACCCACUGUCCCGCCUGCUCUGGAGGCGCCUGAAACCGCUGAUCCUGGGGAAACUGCUGUUUGCACCUGACACGAAUUUCACGAGGCAGCUCAUGGCCCAGGUCAACCGGACCUUCGAGGAGCUGGCUCUGCUGAAGGAUAUCCAGGAGGUCUGGGGGGUGCUGGGACCCCAACUCUUUGACUUCAUGAACAACAGUGCCAAUGUGGCUAUUCUGCAGAGGCUCCUUCAAAGGCAGGACAGAUCAGGGUGGCAGCCAGGACCAGGAGGCCCAGACCCGACGGAGGCCCUGCAGUCCUUUCUGGACCCCAGCAUGGGUGGCUACAGCUGGCGCGAUGCCCACGCUGAUGUGGGACAUCUGAUGGGCACACUAGGCCAAGUCAUGGAAUGUGUGUCCCUGGACAAGCUGGAGGCCUGGCCUUCGGAGGCAGCCCUGGUGUCGCGGGCCCUGCAGCUGCUGGCCGAGCACCGCUUCUGGGCAGGCAUCGUCUUCCUGGAGCCCAAGGACCCGGCAGACUCCUCAAAGAAGCCAGCCCCAGACCUGGGCCCUGGCCACGGCCACGUGCAAAUCAAGAUCCGCAUGGACAUCGACGAUGUCACCAGGACCAAUAAGAUCAGGGACAGGUUUUGGGACCCUGGCCCGGCCGCGGACCCUCUGACUGACCUGCGCUAUGUGUGGGGCGGCUUCGUGUAUCUGCAGGACCUGCUGGAGCGCGCUGCUGUCCGCGUGCUCAGUGGCACGGACCCCCGCGCUGGCCUCUACCUGCAGCAGAUGCCCUACCCGUGCUACGUGGACGACGUGUUCCUGCGUGUGCUGAGCCGGUCGCUGCCCCUGUUCCUGACGCUGGCUUGGAUCUACUCAGUGGCGCUGACCGUCAAGGCCGUGGUGCGGGAGAAGGAGACGCGGCUGCGUGACACCAUGCGCGCCAUGGGACUCAGCCGCGCGGUGCUCUGGCUCGGCUGGUUUCUCAGCUGCCUGGGGCCCUUCCUGUUCAGCGCGGCGCUGCUCGUUCUGGUGCUGAAGGUGGGGGACAUCCUCCCCUACAGCCACCCGGCCGUGGUCUUCCUGUUCUUGGCAGCCUUUGCGGUAGCCACUGUGGUCCAGAGUUUUCUGCUGAGCAUCUUCUUCUCGCGUGCCAACCUGGCGGCCGCCUGUGGAGGCCUGGCCUACUUCUCACUCUACCUGCCCUACGUGCUCUGUGUGGCCUGGAGGGACAGGCUGCCCACGGGUGGCCGUGUGGCCAUGAGCCUGCUGUCCCCAGUGGCCUUCGGCUUCGGGUGCGAGAGCCUGGCCCUGCUGGAGGAGCAGGGUGAGGGCGCACAGUGGCACAACUUGGGCCGGGGACCGGCGGCAGAUGUCUUCAGCCUGGCGCAGGUCUCAGGCCUCCUGCUGCUGGACGCCACCCUCUAUGGCAUCAUCGUCUGGUACCUGGAGGCUGUGUGCCCAGGCCAGUACGGGAUCCCAGAACCGUGGAAUUUUCCCUUUCGGAGGAGCUACUGGUGUGGGCCUGGACCCCCCAAGGGUCCCGACCCCAUCCCUGCCCCGCAGGACCCAAAGGUGCUGGUGGAGGAGGCGCCCUGGGGCCUGCGCCCUGGAGUCUCUGUUCGAGGACUGGAGAAGCGCUUUCCCGGCUGCCCACAGCCAGCCCUGCGUGGGCUCAACUUGGACUUCUACCAGGACCAGAUCACUGCAUUCCUGGGCCACAACGGGGCGGGCAAGACCACCACGCUGUCUAUCCUGAGCGGCCUCUUCCCGCCCAGUGGUGGCUCAGCUUUUGUCCUGGGCCAUGACGUCCAGUCCAGCAUGGAGGCCAUCCGGCCCCACCUGGGGGUCUGCCCGCAGUACAACGUGCUGUUUGACAURCUGACCGUGGAGGAGCAUCUGUGGUUCUACGGGCAGCUCAAGGGCUCGCRUGCCACAGUGGUGGGCGCUGAGCAGGAACGUCUGCUGCAGGACGUGGGACUCGUGCCCAAGCGGUGGACUCAGACGCGCCACCUCUCUGGUGGGAUGCAGCGGAAGCUGUCCGUGGCCAUGGCCUUUGUGGGUCACACUCGGGUGGUCAUCCUGGAUGAGCCCACAGCUGGUGUUGAUCCCACAUCCCGCCGAGGCAUCUGGGAGCUGCUGCUCAAGUACCGGGAAGGUCGCACGCUGAUCCUCUCUACCCACCACCUGGAUGAGGCCGAGCUCUUGGGAGACCGGGUGGCCAUGGUGGCAGGUGGCCGCCUGUGCUGCUGUGGGUCCCCACUCUUCCUGCGCCGUCACUUGGGCUCUGGCUACUACUUGACACUGGUGAAGAGUCCCCAGCCCCUGGCCAGUGCUGUGAAGGAUGAGGAGGACACCCACUUGAAGGACGGCAGGGGCUCUGGCCAGGGCAGCACUGCGGGUGCCCCUCAGCUCCUGGCCCUGGUGCGGCGCUGGGUGCCGGGGGCCCGGCUGGUGGAGGAGCUGCCCCACGAGCUGGUGCUGGCCUUGCCCUACGCGGGUGCGCUGGAUGGCGGCUUUGCCAGGCUCUUCCGGGAGCUGGAUGAGCAGCUGGGGGCGCUGAGCCUCAGUGGUUAUGGGAUCUCAGACACCAGCCUCGAGGAGAUCUUCCUGAAGGUGACAGAGGACUGUGCCUCGGACACAGACCCAGAAGAUGGCAGCCCUGGGCAGCAGGCCUGUGUGCACCUGGCUGUCCCCGAGGGGACCCCGGGGGCCACGAUCAUGCCAGAGGAACCAGCCCUGGACCCGGGGGAGCUGGCUGGGUCGGCCCCAGAGACCCAGGCCUUGCAGGGCUCUGCGCCGGCCACUGCAGGACGAGUACAGGGCUGGGCACUGACCCGUCAGCAGCUCCGAGCCCUGCUUCUCAAGCGCUGUCUGCUUGCCUGCCGUAGCCGCUGGGGCCUGUUUGCACAGAUUGUGCUGCCCGCCCUCUUUGUGGGCCUGGCCCUGCUGUUCAGCCUCAUCGUGCCUCCUUUUGGGCACUACCCGGCUCUGCGGCUCAGUCCUGCCAUGUACGGCGCCCAGGUGUCCUUUUUCAGCGAGGACACCCAGGGGGACCCCAGGUAUGGCCGCCUGCUCAAGGCGCUGCUGGGGCAGGCAGGACUGGAGGAGGCCCACCUGCAGAACACCUCCAACAGGCUGCCGGAGUGCCCAGGGGCCCUCUCCUGCCUGUUCUCAGUCCCUGAGGCCACUGCUGAUGUGGCCAGGGUCCUGGCCCGUGGCAACUGGACCCCAGAGUCUCCAUCCCCAGCCUGCCAGUGCAGCCAGCCUGGUGCCCGCCGCCUGCUGCCCGACUGUCCGGCUGCGGCUGGUGGCCUCCCACCGCCCCAGGCAGUGGCCAGCUCUGGGGAGGUGGUCCAAAACUUGACGGGCCGGAACCUGUCUGACUUCCUGGUGAAGACCUACCCAAGCCUGGUGCGCCAGGGCCUCAAUACUAAGAAGUGGGUGGAUGAGGUCAGGUAUGGGGGCUUCUCAUUGGGGGGCCGAGACCCAGACCUGCCCUCAGGGACGGAGGUGGCCCAUUCGGUGGAACAGCUGAGGGCCCUGCUGAGUCCCCAGCCAGGUGGGGCCCUGGACCAGGUCCUGCACAACCUCUCAGCGUGGGCUCACAGCCUGGAGGCUCACCACAGCCUCAAGAUCUGGUUCAACAACAAGGGCUGGCACUCCAUGGUGGCCUUUGUCAACCGAGCCAACAAUGCACUCCUGCAUGCCCACCUGCCCCGGGGCGCCGCCCACCAGGCCUACAGCAUCACGACGUUCAACCACCCCCUGAACCUGACCAAGGAGCAGCUGUCCGAGGCUGCCCUGAUGGCCUCGUCCGUGGACGUGCUGGUCUCCAUCUGUGUGGUCUUCGCCAUGUCCUUCAUCCCGGCCAGCUUCACCCUGGUCCUCAUUGAGGAGCGUGUCACGCGAGCCAAACACCUGCAGCUCGUCGGGGGCCUGCCCCCCACCCUCUACUGGCUGAGCAACUUUGUCUGGGACAUGUGCAACUACUUGGUGGCUGUGUGCAUCGUGGUGCUCAUCUUCCUGGUCUUCCAGCAGAAGGCGUAUGUGGCCCCUGCCAACCUGCCUGCCCUCCUGCUGCUGCUGCUACUGUAUGGCUGGUCAAUCACGCCACUCAUGUACCCGGCCUCCUUCUUCUUCUCCGUGCCCAGCACGGCUUACGUCGUGCUCACCUGCAUCAACCUCUUUGUGGGCAUCAACGGCAGCAUGGCUACCUUCGUGCUGGAGCUCUUCUCGGAUCAGAAGCUGAAGGAGGUGAGCCGCGUCCUGAAACGCAUCUUCCUCGUCUUCCCCCACUUCUGCCUGGGCCGGGGGCUCAUCGAUAUGGUGCGGAACCAGGCCAUGGCUGACGCUUUUGAGCGCCUGGGUGACAGGCAGUUCCAGUCGCCCCUGCACUGGGAGGUGGUGGGCAAGAACCUGCUGGCCAUGUCUGUGCAGGGGCCCCUCUUCCUCCUGCUCACGCUCCUGCUGCAGCACCUCGGCCGCCUCCUGCCACAACCCCAGCCGAGGACGCUGCCACCCCUGGGAGAGGAGGAUGAGGAUGUGGCCCACGAGCGGCAGCGGGUGGUCAGAGGGGCCACCAAGGGGGACGUGUUGGUUCUCAGGGACCUGACCAAGGUGUACCAUGGGCAGAGGAUGCCAGCUGUCCACCGCCUGUGCCUGGGGAUCCCCCCAGGUGAGUGUUUCGGACUGCUUGGUGUGAAUGGAGCCGGGAAGACCACCACGUUCCGCAUGCUGACCGGGGACAUACUGCCCAGCAUGGGCGAGGCAGUGCUGGCAGGUCACAGCGUGGCCCAGGAACCAGCUGCCGCGCACUGCCACAUGGGCUACUGCCCGCAGUCAGACGCCAUCUUCGAGCUGCUGACUGGCCGCGAACACCUAGAGCUGUUUGCACGCCUGCGAGGCGUCCCUGAGGCCCUGGUGGCAGGGACCGCCAGCUGGGGCCUGGCGCGCCUGGGGCUCCCGCGAUACGCCGACAGACUCGCGGGCACCUACAGUGGGGGCAACAAACGCAAGCUGGCCACAGCCGUGGCGCUCGUUGGGGAUCCCGCUGUGGUCUUCCUGGAUGAGCCCACCACGGGCAUGGACCCCCGUGCGCGGCGCUUCCUCUGGAACAGCCUUCUGUCCGUGGUGCGCCAGGGCCGCUCCGUGGUGCUCACCUCGCACAGCAUGGAGGAGUGCGAGGCCCUCUGCACGCGCCUGGCCAUCAUGGUGAACGGGCGGUUCCGCUGCCUGGGCAGCACGCAGCACCUCAAGCGCAGAUUCGGCGCUGGCCACACACUGACCCUGAGGGUGCCCGUGGACCGGCACGAGGGAGCCACGGCCUUUGUGGUGGCCGCAUUCCCGGGGGCCGAGCUKCGAGAAGCGCAUGGGGGUCGCCUCCGCUUCCAGCUGCCACCGGGAGAGCGCGGMGCCCUGGCACACAUUUUUGGAGAGCUGGCAGCCCAUGGUUCAGACCAUGGCAUGGAGGACUUCUCUGUGAGCCAGACCACACUGGAGGAGGUCUUCCUGCAUUUCUCUGAGGACCAAGGGAAGGAGGAGGAAGACCAGGAAGGAGUGGAGGCGGAGCCUGCAGCAGGCUCUGAGCAUCCCAAAGGCCUUGGCCAGGCCUCSACGGACACCCUAGUGAUGGAGACUGUGCUCUGAGCCUGCCUCCCCCGGGGGCAGGAGAGCCCCAGGAGCCAACAUCAGCUCCCCAGAGCACCCACUACCCUGGAGCAAAUAAAGAGAAGACUGGAGCUGAGGCGGUGGCUCAGUGGUAGAGCUUGCCUGGCAUGUGUGAGGCAUGGGUUCGAUU
Molecule: messenger RNA, 6774 nt
Organism: Urocitellus parryii (Arctic ground squirrel)
Lineage: Eukaryota; Metazoa; Chordata; Mammalia; Rodentia; Sciuridae
Gene: Abca7
Product: ATP binding cassette subfamily A member 7
Biological process (GO): lipid transport; transmembrane transport
Cellular component (GO): intracellular membrane-bounded organelle; membrane
Molecular function (GO): lipid carrier activity; ATP binding; ATP hydrolysis activity
Source: RefSeq, a predicted model, not a curated record